Messenger RNA from Uranotaenia lowii, 3863 nucleotides. RefSeq lists its product as uncharacterized. Lineage: Eukaryota; Metazoa; Arthropoda; Insecta; Diptera; Culicidae. The record is from RefSeq and is a predicted model, not a curated record. The transcript is spliced from 6 exons. The coding region runs from base 318 to 1799 and encodes 493 amino acids.
CAUAUUUCUCUGAAGCUAUCAAUAUAUUGUUUUUUCGUUUUCAGCCCACUGUUUGAAAUCAUUCUAAACAUUUCGACUUUUAAGGAUGACCCCUCUUUGGUUUGAUUUUUAUUUUUUUCUGUUUAUGUUUUUUUCUGGUCGAUCGCCGUCCGCCGGUGGUUUGAAAACAGUAAAAUAAUAACAACGAUUUGCUUACAGUUUCUGGUAAUGUUUUCAGUGAAUAAAAGUGCUAACAACUAAUUAAGCUGGACAACAAAAAGUCUUUCACUAUCAGAUUCUGCUAGUUUAUAACACCCGAGUGAGAGUAAGAAUUCACGAUGGGUGACGACAGCCUACUCAUAGAACGUGCCACAGACCUUAUCAAAUGCUGCAAAUUACCCCGGUUAACUCGUAGCGUCGAUGAAGCUCCCCUCACACCGGCUACAUUCCAGGAGUUCUUAGCAUGCCUCAACGCAACCCUACCGAAAAUCUUCGAUCUCAUCACACAGCACGGCAACAGACUGCUCGGCUAUGACCCAUACAACCAGGAUAACCUGGACUUCCGGCUUCAGUUAGUACUCAUCGUGACGGAACAACUUCAUGAUCCACAGGGGCCUGUUCUUGAUUUCCAAACCGAACAUCUCGUCUUUCGAGCUCAAAUCAGUCGAAUCUACAGUGAAGGACUGCUGGAGAACAUUGUCCUAGGGGAAGGAGCGGAUCAGCUACAAAAGCACCUUUGGCAGCACUAUCAGAAGGUGCUUCCCGGCAAGGAAUGGAUGUUCCAUCUAGGUGAUUUGCUAAGUUUUAUUCGAAUUUGUGAGUUGCUGUUCAGUGGACUUCUGCCAAAUGUUCCUGAGUUGACACAAUCAAUUGCAUCGUUGAUGCUUUCGAUCGGCAUAUCAUUAGUUGAGUACCACGAUCCAGAAUACGAACUUUUUGGCCUGCGAUUGUUCAAUGUGCUGCUGAACAAAGAACACCGCAAACUGAUGAUGGAUAGCAAUAUCCAUCAGGUCGUGUUCCAGAACGCUUUUCGGCUAAAUGCCAAGUCUAAAAAAGAACAAUUUCUGCGUAAUCUUUGGCAGUGCCACUAUCAGUAUCUCGAGUUGACCGAAGCACACAGUAAGGAUUUUUCUAAGUGGUCCAAACUAGACGACGUCAUCGAAACCCUUCUGGAUGGUCUAGCUUUCGAGCAAAAUUUGGAACAAUCAUCGGUUCUGCUGCUCUAUUUGCUGAAAUUGCUGACCAUCGAUCUGCCAAACCACACUAUUGAUGAUCUCGAUGAUAUCCAAGCGCUGGACAACAAGUGUCACCUAUACGAGCCGGUGCUGGAAGACCUAAGAAAGCUGUGCGCCCUCGAAUUCCGUAAUCGUCGGUUCUACCGGUGGCAGAAACGUCUCCUAUCCAUGUUACCAUUCGAGCUGGAAAAGGCAACUAGUGGCAUCAGUCGUGAACAUGGAAGAUAUAUGCAUGGUGUAAAUCUGCUCUUCGUGCUAGUCGUUUUUGCCAUCGAACCGGAGGCCAUCGACAGCACUCUGGAAGCGAAAACUGCGCUAGUAAACUUUUUGAUCACAUUCAAGCAGCACAUGCGGGACCAGUACGGCCGGAUUCAAGCGAUCCGGGGCAAAUGUGAUUUUCUUCACUCGCUUAAGGCAUCCGUUUCCUGCGACAAAUCGAUUUCCGUGUUUGGACGCUCCGUGGUCGAGCGCUACUUCAAGGAUUGCCCAGAAAUGCUAACCUUGUUUGGACCGGAUGGCGAGGAGUCUUAUCAGGAAGAUAGAAUUUUCUACGAGUGCUUGAAAGAGCUGCAGCGCAAUAAUUGAUUUGGCUGCUUUUAAAAUUACUUCGACAGUAGGUUUAAUAAUAUGACUGUUUGUAAUCAAUAGAUAAUAGCGGGAUUCUACUGUAUAUAUUUCGAGCUAUCUGAGCUCGUUUUUUUCUGAAUUAUAAAUUUUAUUUAAGAAUAUUCUUAUACUAUACCAACAUUUUGUGCAUAUUGAUUACUGUUUGCAUACUCAAAGGCGCUUAUCGCGCUCACUUUUUAUAACGACUAAAAUGCAAGUUUAUUAAAACAAAAUGUUAAAGUAAUUUGUUGUAAGCUGUAUUCCCUUUGUGUUUUUUGCAUAAGAUGUGAAACAAUUUUUAAAUUGAAAAAAAUACGUUAGUUUUUUCUUAUCAAAUGUAUUUCAACAAAAAAAAGUACAUUUGGUAAAAUUUCACAAAAAAGAAGAGUACGCCAUUUUUCGAUCGAAAAAAAGUACAUGUUCUCUUAACCUUCCAAAGCUGUUCGCAAAAUUUCCGUACAAAUCUAUUUAAGAUAAAUUUUACCUGUAGUUUACGUAAGUUCUCCUGGCCGCAAAUAUUGACCGAUUUCGAUGAAUUUUAAUUCAUUGUAUAGAUAAUUUAUUCUAGUUUCUCAAUAUCGAAAAAUAAUUUCGAAAUAUUUUACAAGAUCACCAGUAGCUGAUUCCGAAUGAAAAAAGUCCCGAAAAAGAGCUCUUUUUAGAAUGCUUAUUAUAACUUGUGACAGGUUUCAAAUAUCGCGCUGAUUUUAUAAUAUUUGGAAUUGUCAAGAAUAAAUCUAUCCAAGGAUGUAUAAUUUUCUGGUGGUCCAAAGGAAGUUUUGGCCGCUAUCCCGGAACUUCCGGUAGGAAAAAAAUCAUACUCCAAAAAGUCACCCAAUUUUGGCUUUGCAUUGCUGUAUCUCGCUUACCAAUGGACCGAUUCUCUAAAUUCAAAUUUUAGUUUUUUUUAGUUAACUUGAUUAUUAUUUUCGUAGAACAUAGUUGGUUCCUCAAAAAUCUCAGUUGUUCAGUAUAUUGUAAUGAAACUCACAUCUUUUUUGUCAUUUUUCAAACUCCCCCUCGUGUCGGUGGGUUUACGGGAUUUUGAUAGCGUGAUUUCUCUAAAAUUUGAACUCAAAUAGGUCACUUUUUAUAUACCUAGAGAUUCAUUAGAAUCUCUUCUUUCGAUUGACAUACUUUUUGUGUGGUGUUUUGAAAAUUUGUAGCAACCAUUUUCGAAUUUACUGAAUGCUGCCAGAUUUCAGCCAGUUUGGCCCACGUUUUCAGCAGGUUGGUGUACAAAUCUCGCACCCCUCACGUAGCCGCGGGAGAAGCAAAUCCUUUAGCUCUCUUUUUGUCCCUCACCAAAUCUACCACCCAACCCAGAAGCAGGAGGAACUGCCGUCUCGCCGAGUGGUUUAUUGAUUGAUUGUGCUGAUGCCUCUUUGCGUAGUAAAUGUUUUGAUUUUAAAAUAGAAAAAGAUUAUUUCUACAAAUUGAAAUAUGCUUCUUGAAUCUUUUUAGAUAUUUUAUCAUAAGAAUUCUUCAGUGAUACAUUUGUUUUGAAUGUUAUAAGCAUUCUAAAAAGAGCUCUUUUUCGGGACUUUUUUCAUUCGGAAUCAGCUACUGGUGAUCUUGUAAAAUAUUUCGAAAUUUUUUUUCGAUGUUGAGAAAAAAAGAAUAAAUUAUCUAUACAAUGAAUUAAAAUUCAUCGAAAUCGGUAAAUAUUUGCGGCCAGGGGAACUUACGCAAACUCUUGGGUCAUAUAGACCCGAACAGCCUAAUUACGGAUUUUUUUGAGCGAGCACUUCCGGUGGUCACAGGAAGUUGCCUAGUACUACAGAUUGUGUAUUUCGUGAUUCCCCAGGGAAGUUUUCAAAAUCAAAUUUUUGCGAUUUUUUCUCGAAGAGUUAUGAUGAUUUGAAUGUGCGCUUCGGGUCAUAUUGACCCGAACGACUUUGGAAGGUUAAAAGAGUACGUAUGGUAUCCCUAGUUUAAAUGCCUUUUCCUGUUAUAUAAGAGCGAAAAGACAAAUUAAGUCAGCCUGAUUUGUAAGAUCAAUAAAAAGCUCAAAAUUUACACAAGCAGAACAUUCAAUGUACA